AUGCGACGACGCCGCGGCGUCCCGUUUCGUGCCGGCGAGCUGCUGCCGUUUUUCCUUGUAGCCCUCGUCGGGCUAGCCGGCACAUGCGCACCGCCCGGCUUUGUCCAGAGCAACGAUCCAGCUUUUGUAAACGCACGAUGUUCCGAUUUGAUCCUCUAUCCAGUAUCUGCCGUUGACCAAAGCGAUCAAUACCGCUUUGACUAUUCGGACGUGAGCUUCGGCAACACGCACGCGCAGGGCGCGACGGUGGCCAUCACGUGCACGACGGGAGGGCAAACGGCGACGGUAGAAGGAUAUGAUCAGCAACGAGCCUCGAUCUCUGCGGCGCCAUCCCUGCUCGCCACCUGCACAAACGUCGGCGGCUCGCAGUACACGUGGACAAUCCUCGGCCGCAUCCUCCAGUUCGUCGAUUGUCGAUUC
Messenger RNA from Mesorhabditis spiculigera, 420 nucleotides. NCBI's taxonomy places the organism in Eukaryota, Metazoa, Nematoda, Chromadorea, Rhabditida, Rhabditidae. The record is from the annotation of a GenBank genome assembly.